GUUUACCCUUAUAUCAUCAUGUUGUCUGUCUACUAUAUUUCGCUCCUGGCGUUUGUGUUGUACCGCGCUUUGAAGGUAGUCUAUAACCUGUAUUUCCACCCUUUGGCCAAAUUUCCUGGGCCUAAGCUCGCCGCCGCAUCGCACUUGUAUGAGUUCUACUGGUUGGUGGUUCGGGAUGGAGAGUUUAUCUGGGCGUUAGAGAGGAUGCAUAAAAAAUAUGGCCCCAUUGUGCGGAUCACGCCUCGCGAGCUUCAUAUCAGUGAUCCUUCGUUCUACAAUGAGAUAUACGCCGGUAACCCAAAAAGGGUGGAUGGUGACUAUCGAUUCACACGAUCCCUCGGUACCACGAAUUCUAUGUUCGCAGCUGUCGACCAUGACCUACACCAGGCACGCCGCAACAGCCUGAGUCAAUUCUUUUCAAAGCGGUCGAUCACCAAUAUUCAGCCCCUAAUCCAAGACAAAGCGGAGCGAGUCAUCGAGAAGCUUCGAGAGGCAUCUCACAGCGGGUCUGUGGUCAACUUAAACAUCCUGAACUCGGCGUUUACUGCCGACACUAUCUCGCAUUAUUCGUUCGGGGUUUCCAUGGGUUGUUUGGAUGGGGACGGGUCUGAGAACCUCCUGAAGGAUGCAACGCAAGCAGUGCUAGCUUUGAGCCACUGGCUUAAGUUUCUGCCCAUUAGAUUCACAAACGCCAAGAAGGUCCCUCCUUCUAUCGUGGGGCGCUUCUCCCCCAAGACAGCUGUUAUCUUGAAGACUCACCGCACCAUCCGCUCAAUGGCCUUGGAAGUGCUCAAUGCCAAGGAGCCCAAAGCUCCUAACGAGAACAUGUUUGCGGCGCUUGCGGACCCCACGCUUCCAGCCGAGGAACGAACCCUUGGGCGCCUAGAAGACGAAGGAUUUGUGUUUCUGGCUGCCGGAACAGAGACUACAGCCUGGAGCCUCAGCGUUACCAUGUUCUAUCUGUUAGACAGCCCUGGCAUCUUCUCGGCACUCUAUAAAGAAAUUGAGGAGGUUAUGCCGAACACAACGGAGUGUCCUCCCUUGGCAACUCUUGAGAAUCUGCCGUUAUUACGAGGUGUCAUUAAUGAGGGCCUCCGUUUGUCUCUGGGUACAUUAUCACGUCAUCCUCGCAUCGCACCAGACAGAGUAUUGCAGUACAAGGACUGGAUUAUUCCUUCAGGAACUCCAUGCAGCACUGUCACUUACUUCAUCCAUAUCAACCCAGAGCUGUUUCCAGACCCUUGGUCGUUUGAUCCAUAUCGCUGGAUACGGGCUGCCGAGCAGGGUGUACACCUCGAAAGCUAUAUUUCGCUGUUCACAAAAGGAACCAGGUCGUGCCUUGGAAUCAACCUGGCCACAGCAGAAAUGUAUAUACUCAUUGCCAAUAUGGUCCGACGUGUCAAGAUGAGAUUAUCAGAAGCUACUACAAUAGACUGCGUUCUGCCGGCGAAAGACCACACCGUUGUGGUGCCAAAGAAGACUACUGGUAUUCAAGUCACUGUGCUAGGAAUGAACAAUGCGUAGAGCGAUACAUAGACUGUGAUUUGCGUUGGAUACGUAAGUAGUUACCCGUGGGUAAACCAUAUCGACCAAGAGGGCUGGCUGGCUGAGCGUGUAUACAUUGUACAUGUGUCCUUACUCACUCAUAUACUUAUAUGUUGGUUGCAUGUAGUAAGAUUGAUUACACAAUAUUUAGUACACAUUGUAUACUAUAGUGUUGUGAAUGAGGCCUAACUGAUAAUGUCCCAACAACAUUUAAUUCUAUUAUGAUUGCUGAUAUCCAAUAAUGACAAAUCAUUCAAGAAAUAAAUCGCCUAGCAUACGGGUCAACAUCAAUGACCACGCAAUCAUCUAGCAUGUGUCCAUUCCUCACCGAAUACACCUCCCGAAUGACUCUGAAGUCUUCCUCAUGGAAAUUCAGCAGGCUGUGAUAAGGAGUGCACAUGAUGGUGUUCCGAUCGUCAUCCGUCGUCCCAGGCCACAAUUUUGACGGUGCCUCUUUCUCCCCAUCGUCAGACCCCGCGUGCCAGUGGCGGAAGCCCAAGAUGUGUGUGAACUCGUGCGCGAGGACACGGCGAAUUUUGGAUAAAUUUCCAAAUCUGUACGCCGAAUACAUCAGACUAGAGGAAACGAGUACCUGCCUGUCCCUGGGCAGGUCACUAGGGAAGAAGAACUGGGCAAGGAUGCCCUUGGCGAGGGUGCGGCCACAGCGGAUGCUGAAGACCUCAUGACCAGGAGUAGAAGUGUAGACAAAGGUGAUGCCCAGCCGCUGCCCCGUGAACACCUCGGCCACCUUGCGCGCAUCACAAAUGAGGAGCAAGAUGUCCUCUUCCGGUAUGUCUGCGUCCAAGAAGCUGCGCACAUCCACGCUGAAACGGAUCUUACGAUCGCGAGGCAUGAGGCGGUGGAUUUCGCGAUUGGUGAGAUUCAUGCGAGCCUGCCGCUCGGCACUUAAUACCAACACCGUGUUGGGGUGUGUAUGUACCGGCUCCUCUAUGCCAAACCCCGGUGUUCCAAAUGGAAUUCCGAAAAAGUCGUAGUCUGGGGCUGCCGCGUCGCGUUGCUUGACCCUGUCGGGGGGUGGAUCUCUCCACGUUCCAGUCUGGUUGAAGCUAGAACUGACGUUGACACCCGAUCCCAGUAGUCUAUCGACAAGUGGUCCAUCAGAGUGGAUGAAUGGAGCUAUGUUUGAUAUGGUGCUCCCGAAGAUGGUAGACUUGCUUCUGGCGGAACUGCCAACAUCCCCAGAACACUGAGGCUGGAGGUUGAGUUUCAGGUCCCAACAGAAGGUGACGUGACAGACCUCCGAGUCUGACUGUUUGUGCGGGUGGGCUAUGAUUUCUUACAUACUAAGCACCUUUUGAUGGACUCGUGCCGUGGGAAUGCAUUGCAUUGUGGGUGGCAUGGUUGAGUAGUGCUGUGCAGCAAGGGAUUGUGGACUGUAUGAGAAUUUCGCAGACUCCAGGUCGGGUAACCAGAAGCCACACCAACGAGAUAGUAACCAGGUUCAAGCUGUAUGCGUGGUGGUCACAGCAGACGGAUGUGUGGCCGUGGAUAUCAAGUGGCAGGAUAUAGACGGGGAGUGUUCUGGGCUGCUCCGAACCGUAUCGGUGCCUUUGAGACUGGAUCCUGAUUGAGUGAUGGUGUGUGAGGCUUCGUGAAGGUGAGGCAGAAAGAGAAUAAAAACUCGGUAAAGUAUUGGAAAGAUUGAAGAUGGAAGCUUGGAGGGGGUCGAGAGCAUAGGGUUAAAUAGAAAAGAGCUCGGCCCGUCUGGUUGCUAGAUGGGGGGCACGAAGC
This is a messenger RNA of Diaporthe batatas, 3297 nucleotides long. RefSeq lists its product as uncharacterized. Lineage: Eukaryota; Fungi; Ascomycota; Sordariomycetes; Diaporthales; Diaporthaceae. Gene Ontology annotation, molecular function: monooxygenase activity; heme binding; oxidoreductase activity, acting on paired donors, with incorporation or reduction of molecular oxygen. The record is from RefSeq and is a predicted model, not a curated record. The transcript is spliced from 6 exons. Bases 19 to 1524 code for a protein of 501 amino acids.